AUGAGUCAGCCAAAGCUGCUCAAUGCAUCGUUUAACCAGGAUCAAUCAUGCUUUGCGGUUUGCAACGAAAAUGGAUUUCAAGUGUACAGCACAGAACCAAUGGAGCUUCGAAUGCGUCGAAAGUUUCAGUCCAAAAGUGGAAAUAAUGGUAUUGGAAUAGUAUCAAUGCUAUACCGAACAAACUAUGUGGCAUUAGUCGGGGGAGGAAAACGACCUCGUUUCCCUGUUAACAAGCUUUGUAUAUGGGAUGAUCUUAAGAUGAAGCCAUCUAUAUUUUUGGAGUUUAUGAACCCAAUUCUCAAUGUACUCCUCUCACGUGUCCGUAUUGUUGUUAUCACAAAGAAUCAAGUGGCAGUUUAUGCCUUUAGAAGUCAGCCUAAUUUAAUAAGCAUGUUUGAAACAUACACAAAUGACUCUGGUGCCUGCGAUCUUUCUAUAAAUGAAUCCGGCAGUAUUUUGGCAUUUCCAGGAAGAUCUGAGGGUCAAAUUCAGCUAGCGGACAUAUCACCGGAAAAUCAAAACAAGAAUUUGGUGUCAAUUAUAAAAGCUCAUAAGGCAGGAAUCCGAAGCCUAUGCAUUUCGAACUCUGGGAAAUUGGUUGCCAGUGCAAGCGUUACGGGAACCAUCAUACGGAUUCACGAUACGUCGAAUUGUGCACUUCUAUACGAAUUUAGACGGGGAAUAGAUAAAGCACUUGUUACAUCCAUGAGAUUUUCACCCGAUGAUGCCAGACUAGCGGUUCUUAGUGACAAGAAUACAUUGCAUGUUUACAAUUUAAGGGAUGUGAAUACAGGUGUGGCUGAGAAACAAGGACCUACAUUUUCGGCUAACAAAUUUGUUACAGAUGGUAGAAAAAGGAUGGAUGGUGAAAGCAAUAAGAUGCAUUUUCUCAAGGGUAUCCCUCUUCUGCCAAAAUACUUUCGGUCGACUUGGUCUUUUGCUUCAAAGAAUGUCGGCAAUCGGGCAGAUGAAUAUAAAGAUACAGGUGUGAUUGGCUGGUCCGAUAGUGACACGAUAAUUUUACUUUGGAAAUUUAAGGGAACUUGGGAGAAGUAUACAAUUGUGGAUGAUUUUUCCAAGGUCGAUCCUUCUUCCGGCGAUCUUGAGGGGAAACAGAAAUGCACUAUAUUGAAAGUGGCCUGGAGAAAUAUAACCAACGUUUAG
Molecule: messenger RNA, 1164 nt
Organism: Brettanomyces bruxellensis
Lineage: Eukaryota; Fungi; Ascomycota; Pichiomycetes; Pichiales; Pichiaceae
Exons: 1
Coding region: 1-1164 (387 amino acids)
Biological process (GO): nucleophagy; protein lipidation; autophagy of mitochondrion
Cellular component (GO): extrinsic component of membrane; cytosol; phagophore assembly site membrane
Molecular function (GO): phosphatidylinositol-3-phosphate binding; protein binding; phosphatidylinositol-3,5-bisphosphate binding
Source: RefSeq, a predicted model, not a curated record